AUGUUGAAGAGACAGGAGGAAGGGAGUGAAUCAGUUGGGACAGGUCCAAGAAAUGAGGAGGAGGGACAGAAGUGGUAUUCCCCCCCCCCCCUUUCCCCCCCGCCGCCCCUUCCCCCCCCCUCCCCGCCACCGCCCCCCCACCCCCCCCCUGCCCCCCAUCGCCUUCCCCCCCCCUCCCUUCUCUUCCCCCCCCCCCCCCUUCCCCCUUCGCCCCCCCCCCCUCAUUUUUCCACCCCCCCCCUUUCCCCCAUUUCUUUCUUUCCCCCACCCCCCAUUCCCCCCCGCCCCUUUCCCCCCCCCCCCUUCUCGACCUUGUGCCCACCCCCCCCCCCCCUUCCCCCCCCCCCCCCCCCCCCGCCUCCUCCCCCUCCCCCCCCUUCCCCCCCCCCCCUUCCCCCCCCCCCCCCCUUCCCUCCACCCCCCCCACCGCCCCUUUCCCCCCCUCCCCCCUCGUUCCCUCCCCCCACUCCCCCCCUCCCCCCCCCCCCCCCUCCCCCCCCCCUCCCCCCCCCUUCCCCACCCUCCCCCCCCCCCCAUCCCCCUUCCUCCCCUCCCCCCCCCCCCCCCCACCCUCCAAAGAAAAAAAGUGUGUUUCCUUCCCCGCCCCCCCACCCCCCCCCUUUCCCCCCACCCCUUCCCCCCCCCCCCCCCUCCCCCCCCGCCCCCCCCCCCUUCCCGCCCCUUCCCCCCCCUUUCCUCCUUAUCCUUUCCCCCCCCCCCGCCACCCACCCCCCCCAGGUUCCACCACCCCUUCCCCCCUUCCCCCCCUUCCUCCCCCCCCCCUUCCCCCCCCCCCCCCCACCCCCCCCCCUCCCUUCUUCUUCCCCCCCCCCACCCCCUCUCCCCCCCUCCCCCCCUCCCCCCCCUCCCCCUUCCCUUUUUCCCAACUUCCCCCCCCCCCCCCCCUUUUCCACCUCCCUCCCUCCCUUCCCCCCCCCACCCCCCUUUCCCCCCUUUCCACCCUUCAGUUUCCCCCCCCCCUCCCCCCCUUUCCCCCCCCCUCCCCCGCCCCACCUACCCCCCCCCCCCCCUUCCCCCCCCCCCCCCUCCCCCCCCCCCUCCCCGUCCCCCCUCCCUUCCCCCCCCGAUUCGUUCCCCCCUUGUUCCCCCCUGAUCCCCCCCCCCCCCCCCCCCUCGCGCCCCCCCCCCCCCCCCCCGCCCCCCCCCCCCGCCCCUGUCCCCCCCCCCCCUCCACGGCCCCCCCCCCCCCCCGUUCCCCCUCCCUCCCCCCCCACUUUAGUCCUCCCCCCCCCACCCCGUCCCCCCCUUCCCCCCCCCCCCCCCCCCCCUCCCCCCCCCCCCCCUCCCCCUUCACCCCUCCCUCUCCUCUUCCCCCCCCCCCCCUUCCUUUCCCUCCCCCACCCCCCCCCCUCCCCCACUUUCCCUCCCCCACCUCCGCCCCCCCCCCCUUUUCCCUUUCCACCCUCCCCCCUUCCCCUCCCCCCCCUUUGUUCCCCCCCUUGUUUCUAUCCGCCCCCCCCCCCCCCCCCCCCGCCUUCCCCGGCCACCCUUGCUCCACCACCCUCCCCCCCCCUCUACCUCUAA
This is a messenger RNA of Sceloporus undulatus (fence lizard), 1545 nucleotides long. RefSeq names its product basic proline-rich protein-like. The record is from RefSeq and is a predicted model, not a curated record. Lineage: Eukaryota; Metazoa; Chordata; Lepidosauria; Squamata; Phrynosomatidae.